Molecule: messenger RNA, 1365 nt
Organism: Neltuma alba
Lineage: Eukaryota; Viridiplantae; Streptophyta; Magnoliopsida; Fabales; Fabaceae
Product: 30S ribosomal protein S9, mitochondrial-like
Exons: 5
Biological process (GO): translation
Cellular component (GO): cytosolic small ribosomal subunit; ribosome
Molecular function (GO): RNA binding; structural constituent of ribosome
Source: RefSeq, a predicted model, not a curated record
UUCCCCAAAUACUUCUCGACCUAUGGGAACAACAACAACAAUGGCAGGGAUCAAGCUUCUAUCGGUGUUUGCAAAGAUUUCCAGGAGAGUGAAGAUAUGUUUGACGCUAUGUUCGCUGGAGGAUUUGAUCGAUUUAAUGAGGGGGAUGACGACCCCAAGGCCCUAGCCAACAAGGACCAAUGGUGGUCAGAAGAGAAGGGUCUUGAUAAUAAAGACGAGGAUGCUAUAUUUAAAGGGCUUCACAAGAAAAGUAAUGAGAAGGGUGAUAAUUUUGGCAACCAACUAUGGCAUGGAGAAGAGCUCCUAAAACCAUGGACUUUAUGGGAGGAACGGAAAGAUGAAGAGAAAGAUGUGUUUAAUUUUCAAGAUAUUGUAAACAAUGCGAGUGAUUUCAGGCCUGAUAGUAGUAUUGUGGAGAGUGAGACAACUGAUAGUCAGAAAAUUGAGGAUCCUGAAAAACUUGAGAAGGAAGAGAAACAGUUGACUGCGGUUCUCAAAGGACCCAACUGUGCUUUUGGUGAUCUUGUUGCUGCUUCUGGAAUUACGGAUGAAAUGAUUGACAGUUUGAUGGCAUUGAAGGACUUUGAAGAGGUUGAUGGCUUGCCACCCCUUAGAGAAAUAGAAGACAUGCGCUAUGAAAAGAGUACUAAAAAAUCUACUAGAGCUGAAAUUGAGCGACAGAAACAGGAGGAAGCUGCAAAAGCAAGAGUGAGAAAAGUAGAUGAGAAAGGACGUGCCUAUGGAACAGGAAGAAGGAAGUGCAGUGUAGCUCGUGUUUGGGUUCAGCCUGGUGAUGGUAAAUUUAUAGUUAAUGAUAAAGAAUUUGAUGUCUGCUUUCCUAUGCUUGAACAUCGGGCUACCCUAUUACGACCUUUCUCUGAGACAAAGACAUUGGGGCUUUGGGAUGUCGAUUGUACUGUGAAAGGAGGUGGUGUUUCAGGUCAAGUUGGAGCAAUACGGCUGGGGAUCAGUAGGGCUUUGCAAUGCUGGGAACCAGACUUGCGUCCCGCACUUAGAAGUGCUGGUUUCUUGACUCGGGAUCCUCGUGUGGUAGAAAGGAAAAAGCCCGGAAAGGCCAAAGCAAGAAAAAGUUUCCAAUGGGUCAAGCGUUAAAUACUUGGAGCUUCUGUUCAUGUACCAUGAAUUUUGUAUGGAGCAUCUCGCUUCUUUUAAUAAACUUGCCAAAAUUCAAUCAUCCUGUUCACCUGGGAUAGAAAGAGACACUAGGGUUUAUUUAGUUUUGGAAUGAACAUCUGAUCUUAUACUAUGCUAUAUUAUGAAAUUUUGGUUCAGUGCUGCAUGAAGUACUUGUUUUGUCCGCGUAUUUGUUUAUUCUUUUGGCAACCUGUGAUUCAGUUAUGGACA